AAGCCACAACGAUACAUUUCUCAACACUAAUAGGAAAUUUCAUCAAACCGCCAUAAAUAAGUUUAUUGUUGUUUUGAUUCUCCAGUCCAAUCUCUUGGAGAAAUUUGCUCAGAAUGCCCAUUGGUGUAUUCCAAGCCGUGCGUGAAGUUAGCAGCGAAGAUACAGUGCAUGUGGCGGCAAAUCUACUCAAGGAGCAGUCCGGCAAAUUGAAAUGGAAGACCCAACAGACUGGCGAAAAGUCUGCCUAUGUGAUAUUAGAAUUCAAUGAACCCCAACAAAUUACGGGCAUUGAUAUAGGAAACGAGCAUUCGGCCUUUAUUGAGGUAAUGGUCAGUCGCAGUGGCUGCCAACCGAAUGACUUUAAUGCCCUUCUCUUGUCCAGCUCGUUUAUGACUCCCAUUGAGAGUAAGAAUUCCAGCAAUUUGAAUCGUGUGCGUUGCUUCAAUGGCGAUGCCUUGUGUUCGACUGCAUUGCCAGAUAAAUGGAAACUGGUUAAGAUUAUAUGCACUCAACCAUUUAACAAGCAUGUUCAAUAUGGUCUUUCCUUCAUCAAAAUACAUGUUCAUGGAAGUCCCCCAGCGGCGGUGGCUAGUAAUACGGUUAGCGCUUCGGCGACUCCCAAAACAAAAUCCUUGGUGCCGGAGAAAUUUAAACAGUUUGGUAUAUUUAAAAUGCGUGAGGAAUCACCCGAUUCGGAAUCAGAGAGUCAGGUGGCACUCUUUCAACGUUGGAAGUCAACCAAAGGUGAAGCAACAGCAUCAGCUCCCACUCCGACUCCCACACCAGCGACAACAGCUGCGGCCAUACGCGAUGCAUCAAGUGGAUCAGGAUUACGGCGAUUGAGUCAAACAAGACCCUCUCCAUUAACUGUAACACCUAAGCCCAAGGCAAAGCCAUCUGGAGCAGAAACUAAAUCAGAGACCAAGACACUUGAUCGCAAUCGAGAAUCUCUUUUGUUUGGCGACGACAAUGAUGAUGAUAACGAAGACGAGAACUCGGAUAAAGUUCCCAUUGAAGAUGCCAAACUACGGCGUCUAAGUAAACACAUAGAGGCAGACAAGAGUCGACGGGAGAACGAAAAAGAGAAGGAAUUGGAAAACAAUAACAAGAAGAACAAAACAAAACGUUUAUCCAUAGACAAGACAGAGGCAAAAGUCGAAACUAUUGAUGCCAAGGCCAAGGCGAAGCCCAAAGAAAGUCCAAGUCGAGCGCCAAAACGUUUAUCCUCCUCCCUCAUAGAUCAGGGCAAUCAAGAAGGUACUCCAGCCAAGAAGCAUAAAAAGGAAGAGAUUGAACUUCAGUAUCGACCCUUUAAUCAAUUGUUGCGUGGUGUGGUUUUAGUUAUAAGUGGUAUACAGAAUCCCGAUCGUGCUGAUUUACGUUCCAAAGCUACGGCACUGGGUGCAAAAUAUAAAGCAGACUGGGAAUCUGGUUGUACUCAUCUUAUAUGUGCCUUUAAGAAUACACCCAAAUACAAUCAAGUUAGAGGCAAGGGGAAAAUUGUGACACGCAGUUGGAUUGAGAAAUGUUAUGCUUUGAAAAAGUAUUUACCCUGGCGACGUUAUGCCUUGGAUACCAAUGAUUUGGGUCAACCGGAAAGUGAUGUUGAGUUACUUGACGAAUCAAUGAAACCGCAAACUAAAUUAACCAAUCAGAACGACGACAAUGAUGAUGAUGAUGAAAUGGAUGUGGAAUUCGUACCGCAGGACAAAGAAAACAUUACACACAAUAUUUCGUCAGGCAUUGAUACUGAAGAUGAACUCGAGCGAGUAACUGAAGAAAACAAUCGAAAGAAGAAACAAAAUGAGAUAAAAACCAAAUCUCGGGAUGUCUACGAAGUUAGCACAGAUGAGGAGGAUUAUUUAGAUGAAAAGAGGAAACAGAUUCAUGAUGGUAUUGAUCAUUAAGUUUAUACAUAUAUAUACAUAUUUAUUUACCCUAAAUUGUUUGUUACAUGAAAUUCUCUAGUAAGUUAAUAUCAAUAUGAAUUGUUUAAUGCUUCAGUCAAGAUAAUUUUAAAGCGUUCGGGGUCACUAAGAGAAUAUAGUACGAGUAUUCCCACCUACUAAACAAACGUUUUUAGUUUUCUAAAUCCAUAAUUUCUUACACAUAAUUUUGAAAAGGAGCUCCAUUUUUUUGUGUGUUACUUGAUAAUUUAAUAAUUAUUAUUAACUUUUGCUGCUGUCUGUUUUUUUAAUUAUACAUAUGUCUGAUGAUUUGCGUGUGAAAAUCUUUUUAAGUAUGAAAACUUCUAAUGGAGUUUUUGCUUAUCCUUUAUUAAGGAUAUGAACAAGUAUAUAGAUAUCCAAUUUUUCAUCCAACUGUCUAACCAUUUCUCUAUAUUUAAUCAUUUGUCUUUUUAGUUAGGUUUUAAACUUAGCAUAAGAACGAUUGUCCUUUAGAUAAUAGGCUUUUAAAAGCUCCAGUAAAGCUCAAAGGAGUCACAUCCUGAAACAACUUUAA
This is a messenger RNA of Drosophila willistoni, 2463 nucleotides long. RefSeq names its product DNA repair protein XRCC1 (gene XRCC1). The transcript is spliced from 5 exons. NCBI's taxonomy places the organism in Eukaryota, Metazoa, Arthropoda, Insecta, Diptera, Drosophilidae. Bases 114 to 1907 code for a protein of 597 amino acids. Gene Ontology annotation, cellular component: nucleus. Gene Ontology annotation, biological process: single strand break repair; double-strand break repair via nonhomologous end joining; base-excision repair. The record is from RefSeq and is a predicted model, not a curated record. Gene Ontology annotation, molecular function: damaged DNA binding.